GUCUAGAAGAGGGGAUCCAUAUGACCUGCCUGGAAGUGGGGGUCUACCGUACACCGACAGUGACAUCUCAGAUUACGAUGACAGUGUAGGAGUUGUGUCAGGCUAUAGUGGGCGUGGGGAUGGUGCUAGCGUUAGCUCCAUGGGUAGCUCCUGUCCGGGCAGCGAGGAAUUUUCAGACAUCAGUAGCGAAAGAAUGACCCAAAGAGAGCAGGAACGCCUGCCCUCUCCCUUGCCUGGCCAAGAAGAGCUUCAGCACCGAGGUAGGAAAUACUCAGUUGGGGACACGUUAACAGUUCCAGAAAAUGCCGCAGGAAGGCACAAGACACGGGGGACGGGAAAUGGAGAGAUUGCCUACGACCAGAGACAACAGAGGUCAAGAUCACCUGGUCGCCAACGAGUUCCAGACGGAGGCUUGAGGGAGGAGCGUGAAAGGGGUCGUGACCGAGAGAGGGUGUUGUCACCCUCAGAAAUGAGAGCUGCACGGGAAGAGAUUGAGCUACAGCGGGAACGUGUGGCAGCUAUCAUGUUAGCUGAGGCAGAGCUUAGAGCUCACCAUGCCAACCAAGAUGAGAGAAAACUUUUGCAAGAAAGAGAAAAUUCCAUCUUGCCAUCAGAAGUGAGAGGAAUAGUAGCAGAGAGAGGAAAAAAUCGAAUUCUGGAGGAAAUGAUAUCACCAGAAGUGAGAAGAAUUCACCACACAGAGAAGGAUGUAUCAUGGGAGAGAGGACAUACCAUGAACAUACUCUCAGAAAUGAGGGGUAUGGUAGCAGAAAGAGAAGAGAGAACUCUGGAGAGAGAAAUGAGGGCCGUUUCUCCAGAAAUGAGAGGGAGCCAGUCCCCAAGACUAAAGAGGGAGAGAAGCCGGGAGUUAGAAAACAAUAUGAAUCUUACUCUCGACUUAAGAGGAGUGACAGACAGUAGAGAUAGAGAGGAGAGAGAGAGGGGGAGAGAGAGGGAGAGGAACAGGAUGAAUCAACCCACGAACAUUAGAGCUGUGAGAGAAGAGCGAGAGAGAGGCCGUACAGUGUCGCCCCCAGCCAUGAGAGGCAAGGAAGUCUCCACCAGGGUGAGAAGUUUAUCCCAAACCCGUGGGUCCAGCCCCCAAAGUACACCUUCCCCAAAGAAACGACAGCUCCCGCAGAUUCCACCACAGGCCCAGGGAGCAGGGAGAGACAGAGUAACUCAAGAUCUAGAAGAGCGUGCCAGACAGAUGAAGAUGAGGAUGAAGGUGCCAGGAGGUGGUGGGAUGUCUGAUAGUGAAGCAGGAUACAGAUCCCACUCGCGGGACCGACGGGAGUCCUCCAUGGACCGUUAUUACCGGGAAGGUCGAAUGCAAGAUCCCUAUGGUGGAGAGAUGGGAGAUGAACCCUGGCUCAGUGAUGGAUCGGAGACGAGUGUCAUGUCGGAGAUGUCAAAGGUCAGCACCAUCAGCGUGAGGUCAACACAGUCAGAAAAGCCCCGUAGGAAAUUAAGUGAGUUUGCAUCUAAAAUGGAGAGUCGUGGACCACCAUCCAGGCGGAAUGUAAACCGAACCCAAAGCAGUGGAGAUCUGAACUCCAGCGAGCAAGCAGAUGGCAGUAUGUCAGACUCUGCCGUCUCCUCGGGGAUGACAGAAAGACGUAAGAGGCGCCCUAGCAUUGGAGUUAAGAUGGCGGCUCUCAUGGGGCUGUCUAAAAAGAGUAGCAGCGCCUCCCAGCUCUCGGCUACGGCAGAUGAUAAUUCAAAGAGAGCUAAGAAAAUGAAAGGAAAAACACUUCGCUCUUUUCUCGGCAAAAACUCAGAUUCAGGUACCAAAAAAUCCAAAAGUAAAAGUACAUUUCAACGCAGUGAGGAAAUAGGAACCAUUCCCCCAGGUAACCUUGGUGGCAUGGGUAGCCAUGGCGACCAGAUGGCAAUGAUGCUGGGUCAUGGGUCACAGUCACCUCUCCGAGGGCGUAUGAUCAAGCAGGCCAGUAAGGACUCCACUGAUGGAAGUAUAGGGAGCAUUAGCAGCGAUUCAUCUUCGAUGUGGCUUCCCCAAGGCAUGAGAGUGGGCCCAGAGGGUCAGUUUGGGGACUUUGUGGACAAUCUCGGACCUGGUCAGUUAGUUGGCCGACAGGUGUUGGGGCUGUCCUGUCUGGGUGAUAUCCAGCUCAGUCUCAGCGAAAAGAAAGGUCACCUGGAGGUUGAGGUCAUCAGGGCGAGGGGUUUGCAGCAGAAAAGUGGGGCAAAGAUAUUACCAGCCCCCUAUGUGAAAGUGUACUUAAUGGAAGGAAAGAAUUGUGCUGAAAAGCAGAAGACCAUCAUUGCCAGGCGAACGCUGGAUCCUCUGUAUCAACAACAGAUUGUUUUCAAUGAGGAUUACCAUGGGAAAGUAGUUCAGGUCACAGUUUGGGGCGAUUACGGGAGAAUGGAACGCAAAGUAUUCAUGGGCGUGGCUCAGAUUUUACUGGAUGAUUUAGAUCUGUCAAACAUUGUGAUUGGUUGGUAUAAACUGUUCCCUGCCUCCUCAUUGGUCAAUGCAGGCAGUAGUGGGAGUGGCGGAGGCAGCGGUGGGUCAACUCGACGUAACUCUUCCUCCUCUUUGGACAGUCAAUAUAAUAGCGCCUCUAGUUCAGUCAGGUGAUGUUGUGACUGGGCACAGCAAGGGGGGUAAAACAGGGUUGCUAAAAUCCCAAGAGUAGUCCUCAAAAUGAAUAGGUCUAUUCUUUAUAACAUCAUUUUAAAUUUUUAAAGAAUUGGAAUCAGUAGUAUUAAGAUUUCAUAGAAUUCUUGCCCUGCGUAUGCCUUCCUAGAGAUACAAAUUGACAUGCAUUGCGGAUUUCUUUUUCAUCUUCUCAUGCCAAAUAAAUUAUGACUAGGCACGUUAGGGCUGAUUUGACUCAUUUCCUAUGCCACAAAGAUGAUUAUUAUAUAAUUGCAGUGAUAUUUACAAAGUAGAGGAAAAUCAUUGAUAAAGAAAUGAAUUCCUUCGUGACAAGAGGAUUUAUAUUCUAGACGUACCUGUACAACAAGGAGGAGGGAAGUCUGAAGAAACUUUUUGUUGGAAUAUUUUUUUUGUUUUUUCCUACUUUGUGAUAAUUGAAGAAUUGAAACAUUGUGUUGUAUCAUUGUUAUAAUUAUUUUUUCAUUAUUAAACAGGGCUUCUACUUACCUUGAAGACCCUUUGAAUUAUUUGUUUAUUGUAGAGUGUUAAAUAGAGCAAUUUCUCACCAAAUUUGAACAAAAAUUUGAUCAAUUAUAUAGAUUGAAAAAUGUUUAAAAAUUGGUUACAAUUCUGACAGGAGCCAUUAUUGUGAAAGGCAAAAAGUUUUAAAACUUGAAAAUAUCCAGUGUUUUUAACAAGUGAAUGUUUAAAUUUUUGACCCCUAUGAGAAAACGAGUAGAGACAUAUAAGCUGUCUUUAAGAGAUAGUUCUAGUGUAGAAUAGUGUAUUAUAGUGUGAAUUACAUAGAUUAGAUUUCAUACAGUGUAUGUGGACAGUUGAAGAGCACUGAGUGUACAUACUUUACCCUGCCACCAUAUCUAGCAGUAAAAAAAGGCCCAUAUUGGGUCAGUAUUGGUUAGACUGAGUCUUAUCCGGGUUGGCCGUGGGUCAUAAGUGGGUUGACUACGAAUCUCAGCUGGUUUAGUUGUGAGUUCCAUUUGGAGUAAACAACAGGUUCCAUUUUGUUAGGACAUCGGAUUCAAGUGGGUUGAACAUUGAUCUAAAUUUGGCUAAAGCCACAGACCAAUGAAAAUCAACUUAUAACAGACCGAAAAUAAUAUUUGGAUUGAGAGCAAACCUUUUUGACCCAAUGUUUAGACCCCCCCCCCUCACUCAAAAAAAAAAAA
Lingula anatina is the source of this 3813-nucleotide messenger RNA. Its product is annotated as regulating synaptic membrane exocytosis protein 2-like. NCBI's taxonomy places the organism in Eukaryota, Metazoa, Brachiopoda, Lingulata, Lingulida, Lingulidae. The record is from RefSeq and is a predicted model, not a curated record. Gene Ontology annotation, cellular component: presynaptic membrane; cytoskeleton of presynaptic active zone. Gene Ontology annotation, molecular function: transmembrane transporter binding; small GTPase binding. Gene Ontology annotation, biological process: calcium ion-regulated exocytosis of neurotransmitter; regulation of synaptic vesicle exocytosis; regulation of synaptic plasticity.